Messenger RNA from Mixia osmundae IAM 14324, 1380 nucleotides. RefSeq lists its product as uncharacterized. Lineage: Eukaryota; Fungi; Basidiomycota; Mixiomycetes; Mixiales; Mixiaceae. Bases 43 to 1341 code for a protein of 432 amino acids. Gene Ontology annotation, molecular function: protein binding; peptidyl-prolyl cis-trans isomerase activity. The transcript has 10 exons. Gene Ontology annotation, biological process: protein peptidyl-prolyl isomerization; protein folding. Gene Ontology annotation, cellular component: intracellular membrane-bounded organelle. The record is from RefSeq and is a predicted model, not a curated record.
CGAAAGGGCGCCAGGACGGUCGCUUUGAGCAGACCUUGCGCAAUGUCAGACGCCCCAGAAGAUGUCCGAGCAGUCUCUGAGCUUGCAGAAGUAUCAGCACCCACUUUGACCGGCACUACUCUCGCUCCUGAGACCUCUGCAACUUCAGCAAAGCCCAGACCGCGAGUGUACUUUGACAUCACCAUCAAUGACGGUCCGGCAGGGCGCAUCGCUUUCGAGCUCUUCUCAGAUGUCGUGCCCAAGACAGCGGACAAUUUCAGACAGCUCUGCACUGGUGAAAAGGGAUUCGGCUUUGCUGACAGCAAGUUCCAUCGAAUUAUCAAGGGCUUCAUGAUCCAGGGUGGCGACUUCACCCGCGGAGAUGGUACGGGCGGUCGCUCGAUCUAUGGCGAGAAAUUUGAGGACGAGAAUUUCAAGUUGACGCACGACAAGCCCUUUCUGCUCAGUAUGGCCAACGCCGGACCCGACACGAAUGGCUCCCAAUUCUUCAUUACUACCUCCAAGCCUGCUCAUCUUGACGGCAAGCAUGUCGUCUUUGGCAAAGUCAUUGGCGGUCGUCAGGUCGUCCGUAUGAUCGAGGACAGCAAGACGAAUGCCCAAGAUGCACCGAGCGAGACGAUCGCGAUUGCCAAGUGCGGUGAACUCCAGCCAGACGAGCCUCUCGGCACUGCAGACGCGAGUCAAGCUGACGACACGGGAGAUCAAUACGAGAACGUCGUCUCAGACGAUGAGCACGAGAUCAACAAACCCGAGGUGACGCUCGAGAUUGCGCAGAAUCUGAAAGCGAUAGGGACCAAGCUCUUCAAGACGGGCGACUUCUCCCGAGCGCAGGGAAAAUAUGCGAAAGCAGUAACCUACCUUGACCAUUUCGGAACUCAGCUCGCAGAGCCCAAUGCAGAGCUUGCGAAGGGGCUGGCAGACACCAAAAUCAGCUGUUUGCUCAAUGUCGCCUUGAUGGGCGUCAAAUCUGGUGCGGCUGCCAACGUGAGGACGGGCAUUGCGAGCUGCACAAAGGUGCUCAGCCUCCGAGCGGAAGAGGAAGAUUCACCCAAGCCAGAAGAUCUGCGUUGGUCCGAACACAAGCGAUCGCAAAAAGUGGAGCAGGGUAGUCCCAAGGACGCUUCACGAGAGGCAACACCAGAUGAGAAGACAAAGGCGCUGUAUCGACGGGGCACCUUGCGCACGAUCGUGGGGGACUUCAACGAAGCACUGGUAGAUCUCAAGCAGGCAGCGUCAAUGUCUGAUGAUCCAGCUAUCGCUCGUCAAUUAGAGACGACGAAAGCAAAAGCAAACGCAGAAAAGCAAAAGCAGCGACAACGCAUGGCCAAGAUGUUCUCGUGAAAUCGUGAAGAUGCAACUUUGUGUUUCGAUACAUUGGCU